Messenger RNA from Metarhizium acridum CQMa 102, 549 nucleotides. RefSeq lists its product as uncharacterized. Lineage: Eukaryota; Fungi; Ascomycota; Sordariomycetes; Hypocreales; Clavicipitaceae. The record is from RefSeq and is a predicted model, not a curated record.
AUGGAGCUUCUUGGCCUAUUUGCCGCAUACGCAACGUUAUCAUCAAAACUUGCCUCCGGCUUGGGUGUUGCCUCCAUCGAUGGUAUGGAUAUACAUAUGCGCCGGCUUGCACCUCGGGCCAUGAGUGCCUUGCUUUUCGCCAUGGCGAUACAAGUAAUUUUCCUGGGCUUCGUACCUUUUGGUGCUGCUGCUAUGCUUGUAGCAAGUAUUGCAAAGUCUUACGCAACCUUGCGCGUGUUUGAAAUGGUUUGUGAAGCCGCUUCCCCCAUAUAUUGUCCAUCUUCUAAACUCAAGCAGGUCUAUUAUACCUUGUGGGCUAAUGCUGCCGUUAUCAAAAUGUUCAGCGUCUUCGCCACGCGAAAUGCUAACAUUCAGUCGUUCUACAUCCAGGCGCUUCACUACAUUGUUAGCUUUGCGUUGACCCUAGGCCAGCUCAUUGUAUUUACCCCAAGACACGUCACUAACAAGAAGUUGCUGUGGGCGCUGAUGCUUGUGCCUCUUCUUCCGUACCUGGCGCACAGGGCUGCUAUUCGCAGUGCGCGGUUUUAG